CGAUGACGUCAAGGGCAUGCGGGGCGCGCGCUGGGUGGUCGUUGCGGCCGCCGGGGGCGCAAAGGCUGGGCCUUUUCUGUCAGCACAAAUGUUGGCUUGUGGAGGGCAGAGCCACCUGCCUCCUUCUUCCCGCGAGUCCCGACGGCUCGGAAUCCCAACUUCCUGAGCACCGGCCGGACCGCAGCGCAGCUGCAGCAGCAGCGGAGGACGCAGAGGGAAGAAUUAAAUUUUUCAUCUAUAACUUGGAAGCUAAGUUAAUAACACAAUGAAGCCAGCAAAUCUCUUGCCAGGCACUAGUAACAAGUUGCCAGACAUUCCAGAACUCACUUAUAAAAGAGGCCAGCUUAAGUCACCAUCAUUACCUAAAACAAAAGAAAAACAUAGUGCAAAAUUUGUACAAAAUAAAACUGAACCAAUGAUCCUACAGUCUCCACCAACUGCAGAAUCUAUUUUACGGUAUGCUUUGCCUAUCCCAUCAAGUAAGACAAAUGAAUUAGUGGGAGAAGAUGAAGUGAACAGGAUUAUCAAACAUCUGAAGAUGGUUGUUUCUACUUUGGAAAAAGCCUAUGGAUUUAGCUUUGAAAAUGCAGAACUAGUAGUGAAGCCUGAACAGGAAGACUUAUCUGUAUCUGUUGGGGAUGACAUGAAUUCGUUCUUGGUUUGUUGCUCCCAGUUUGCGGCUCAGCUAGAAGAAGCAGUUAAGGAAGAACACCAUAUUUUGGAAUCUUUGUUCAAGUGGUUUCAGCGACAAGUCAAUCAAAUGGAGGAGAUAAGUAAAGACCAUAAUAUUUCAGAAGAAGAUCUUCCAGCACCUGAUAAGUCUAUCACAGCAAACAUUUCACAAGUAGUAAAGUUAAUGCAAAAACUCCAUGCACUGAGACAUUACUUCACAGAUGGGGCCAAGUACUCCUUGAAAUCCAUGAUGCCUAUGCCAGUGAGGGAUGAAGAAAAGCCAUCAAAAAAGGUGGAUAGCUAUGAAUCUGUGGAGCAGCAAAUUAAAGAAUUCAUAAAAACCCACUCAACUGAAGAAUCUGUAGAUGUUUCUGCAACAGAACCACCAGCUGCUUCUUCAAUGACUAGUCAAGUGAAUGAAAUGUUGAAAAUAUUUGAAAAACAGGCAAAUGAGUUGGAGAGAGCUAAGAAUGAUCAAAGUUUGUUAGAGGCUAAAUGCAAACAAAUGCAAAGUGAUUUUGAAUCAUUAUUAGAGGAGAAAUCAGUGAUGGAAAAUGAAUUACAAAAGUUGAAGGAUACAGAGAAAAGUACACAGAAAACAAAGCCAACACAUGAUCAAACAAAGAAAACGGUUAAAACUGAGAAGAAAAAAGACAAAGAAAAAUUGGAGGAUUCUGAACAGAAGACGACUGUAGCCCAACAGCUUAAAAUGAAAGAAGAUUUGCUUCAAGUCCAGAAAGUAGCAGAUGAUCUGAAAAUUGAGAACAAAGCACUUCAGGAACAACUUAAGCAGGCAUUACUGGAAGCUGAAAGAACUAAGCGUCAGCUUAAUGAUGCCCUAAGCCAAGGGGCAGAAUUUAAUAAAAGGGAUCAGAACAACAGAAUAGUGGAAAUGGGCAUGGAUAAAAUAAAAGCUACCAGUAAAAUAAAUUCACAUGGACAAAAGACAAAUGAUAAAGUUCAAGAAUAUCCACAGACCUCAGCUGUCCAAAGUCAAAGACCAAUUGAAGAAAGAUCCUAAUAGAAUUUCUGAAAUACUUUGGAAAAGUAUCCCAACCUUCAGAGAGUGGAUGGGAGCGAAGUAAGGAGACCCCACCUGAGCAGACACCUGGUAUUGGUUACAAUAAAGUACAAGUUUUGCGCUU
Chinchilla lanigera (long-tailed chinchilla) is the source of this 1817-nucleotide messenger RNA. RefSeq names its product coiled-coil domain-containing protein 7-like. The coding region runs from base 266 to 1693 and encodes 475 amino acids. NCBI's taxonomy places the organism in Eukaryota, Metazoa, Chordata, Mammalia, Rodentia, Chinchillidae. The transcript has 18 exons. The record is from RefSeq and is a predicted model, not a curated record.